Messenger RNA from Trichomycterus rosablanca, 745 nucleotides. RefSeq names its product transmembrane protein 74B (gene tmem74b). NCBI's taxonomy places the organism in Eukaryota, Metazoa, Chordata, Actinopteri, Siluriformes, Trichomycteridae. The record is from RefSeq and is a predicted model, not a curated record. The coding region runs from base 1 to 681 and encodes 226 amino acids. The transcript has a single exon.
AUGGAAUUUGUAAAUGGUGUGGAGCUCCAUGAGCUCAGGCCUGCAGAACAGGGCAUUGAAAACACAACAUUCCGGGAUGAGGAAGAGGAAGCCCGGGUCCGUGUCAUUAGUUCUGGGAUAGUGAAUCAACGUUUUAAAGUACACAACGGAGAGCAAACCUGUCCUCAGUUUUCUCAAGGGGACGCUUCUUCUUCUCACUCAGAAGAAGGACUAGAACCAGAGUGUGAAGAGCAUUCUGUGAAUUAUGGAUUCAUUGUGGCCUUGGUCUUUUUGGUAAGCGGAAUUGCUUUAGUUGUCAUUGCCUAUGCAAUACCAAGAGAAGUUCGAGUCGAUCCAGAUCUAGUGACAGCACGCCAGAUGGAAAAACUUGAGAUAUACUAUUCACGGCUUGGCUCUCAUCUUGAUAAGUGCAUUAUCGUGGGACUUGGACUGCUUACUCUUGGUGGCAUGCUGUUGUCUAUUCUGCUAAUGGUUUCUGUAUGCAAAGGUGAACUUUAUCACCGCAGGAGUUUUGCAGUCCUAAGGAGACCUAUGAAAUCGUAUGGCUCCAUAAGCAUGAGGAUGGGGCAGCUAGCUACCACAGACAGAAGAGAAACUCUUGUGGAAUGUGAAAUGAGUAUGGACAGUGAACAAAACACCUGCAACAAACUUAGUAGCACAAGUGACAACAUUUGUAACUGAAUUCCAAAUGGUUCCUUAUUUAAGUAAAGUAUGCAAGAACCUUUAUAAUAUAAUGGAAAAUAAA